AUGUUAAUACGAAAGUGUUUAUUAUCACUAAAUAAAACAGAUUUAAUUUAUUCUCCGAUAUUUAUUCGUACAUUUAAACGUUUUGGUGAAUAUGUUAAAAGUUAUGGAUAUCAGCCGAAACAUUAUCAAGGAGGUUUACUACCUCGACCAGAAACCAUGCAAAAUGAUCCACCAGAUUAUUUACCACCAUUCAUUGAUCCAAAAGAAUGGACAUUAGAAAAUGCAACAUUUGGACAAAAUGAUUAUAUUGAUAUUCUUGGCGAUGAAACGAUUGAACAUUGGCAAUUAGUACGUAAUGCACCAUUUUGGUUACGUGGUUUUGAUGGUAACGAACUACAACAUCUACUAAGACGUAUGAGAUAUGAUGGAAAAAAAUUAGAAGAAGAAAAACCACAAAAAUAUUCAGAUUUAAUUACAAGAAUACGGUAUUU
Messenger RNA from Didymodactylos carnosus, 431 nucleotides. NCBI's taxonomy places the organism in Eukaryota, Metazoa, Rotifera, Eurotatoria, Philodinida, Philodinidae. The record is from the annotation of a GenBank genome assembly.